AUGUCGUCCGGUCACGAUAAUAAACAAGAUCCUAAACAAGAUCCUAAACAGGAUACUAAACAACCAUCAGUUCCAUCAGGUCCUGUAUGUGGUGGUGUUGGUGGUCUUAGACCAGUUAAUGAAGAUGAUUUAAAAAUUUGGGAAAUGUAUAAAGAACAUUUAGAAAAGAAGAUUCAAGAUCAAUUCCAUGUACCUAAAACUUUUACACUGAAACCAGUUCAAGUUGCUACACAAGUUGUAGCUGGAGCAAAUUAUUUUUUUAAAGUUGAAUUACCUGAUAAAAAAUAUGCAACAGCUCGUGUCUAUCAUGUUCCAUGGCAAAAAGAUACACAUGGUAAAGCCGAACAAGUAGCUGUACAUGCUAAAUUACUCGAUAGUCCAACUGCGGAUGUUGGCCAUUUUUAA
Adineta steineri is the source of this 405-nucleotide messenger RNA. The record is from the annotation of a GenBank genome assembly. NCBI's taxonomy places the organism in Eukaryota, Metazoa, Rotifera, Eurotatoria, Adinetida, Adinetidae.